Molecule: messenger RNA, 5090 nt
Organism: Argiope bruennichi
Lineage: Eukaryota; Metazoa; Arthropoda; Arachnida; Araneae; Araneidae
Product: C2 domain-containing protein 5-like
Exons: 31
Coding region: 327-3779 (1150 amino acids)
Biological process (GO): positive regulation of D-glucose transmembrane transport; positive regulation of vesicle fusion; protein localization to plasma membrane
Cellular component (GO): plasma membrane
Molecular function (GO): calcium-dependent phospholipid binding; calcium ion binding
Source: RefSeq, a predicted model, not a curated record
UCUUUCCUUUUCAGUGUUCUUCCUGUUUUCUGUGUCAAAAAAUGGGAACUUAUUUCUCCAUUUGAAUUUUAGUUUCUGCAAACAUGCAUGUAUGUUUUGCUCUAUCAUAUCUUGCAUGACUUCUCCAAUAUUAUACUUUGUUAAAUACUAUAUGUUUCGAUUAUACAGUAUUCAUUUUUCCUUUUUUUAAAAUAAAAAAUAUUACCAAUUCAUUUCGCUUUCAAUGACAUGAAUUAUGUUAGCUACCGAAGUACUGAGAAAGGAGAUAGGACUGUUCACAGUCAUGCAAUUGUUCAUUGAAUCUGUGGUAGAAUACAUUUGAAAAUAUGCCUGGAAAAGUUAAAGUACGAAUUGUAGCAGGAAGGAACCUUCCUGUUAUGGAUAGAGCAAGUGAUACAUGCGAUGCAUUUGUAGAGAUUAAAUUGAGCAACACAACCUAUAAAACAGAAGUUUUUAGGCACUCUCUUAAUCCUGAAUGGAAUUCUGAAUGGUUUCGAUUUGAGGUUGAUGAUGAGGAAUUACAAGAUGAACCAUUACAGAUAAGAGUAAUGGAUUAUGAUACAUAUAGUGCUAAUGAUGCUAUAGGAAAAGUUUACAUUGAUUUAAAUCCUUUACUAUGCAAAGAAUCAGGGUCUUUACUCUCUGGCUGGUUUCCUAUUUAUGAUACAAUGCAUGGUAUUCGGGGAGAAAUAAAUGUGAUGGUUCGUGUUCAUUUAUUUAGCGAUUCAAAUAAAUAUCGAGAAUCAUCAUGUGGGGUGCAAUUUUUUUACAGCAGUAGCAUUCCUUGGGGCUUCAAAGCAAAAGCCAUUCUUGGUUUUGUUGAAGAACUUGUUGUUAAUGAUGAUCCUGAAUACCAGUGGAUAGAUAAGAUUCGCACACCCAGAGCUUCUAACGAAGCUAGACAAACUCUGUUUUCUAAGUUGUCAGGUGAAGUUCAAAGAAAAAUAGGAUUGAAAGCCUUAGAACUAGGAGGCAAUGCUGUUAUAGGUUAUCAUCAAUGCUUUGACUUGGAAGGAGAGUCUGGAAUUGUUGUUCGAGGGAUUGGGACAGCUGUGAUAUUAACAGAAAAUGUAGUAUCAACUUCUCAAACUGAAGCUUUGAGAGAGCAUUCACCUUCCAGAGUAGCCUUACGUAGAGUGUCGUCUAGUACUUCUGUAGCCUCUGUGCAAGGCUGUGAUCCUCGAAGCUCUCGCUUAUUCCCCCUUCUUGGCCCUGCUCAAGUUCGCUCACGUUCUCCAUCUCCUAUCAAAAUUGGAUUAUCUCCGGGCCCCUUUAAGAUAGUUCGUUCAAAUUCUUCUGUCUCGCCGAAGAAAAUGGCUAAAGCCAGAUCUGAACUUUUUUCUCCUGUUUAUGAAUCUGAGUGUGCCGUUUGUAAAGACACCUCUCAGCCAAAAGAAAAGGCACACCAAUCUUUGCGCUGCAGCAUUCCUGCUCAACUGAAGCGAUUUGCUUCUUUCAAGUCUAGUCACAUUAGUAUGUCUCAACUGAAGCGAAUUUGCUCUGAUCCCCUCUACCCCAGGUCCCCAGUGUUAGAAGAACAGAUUGCAAGUUCUGCCCCAGGUCCCAGUUCUCCUACUGAGAAAAUUUGCCAUUCUCCAGCAAAAGGAGCUAUUUCUGCGGCACACAGAAGGUCUUCAGACUCUGAUCUAAGCACAACUCCGAAAGGAGGAAGUUUUGGUGAUAAUGGUGGUGGAUUAAGAUCUUUUCAAAGGCCUGCUGUUGCACAAGAAAGUCUGAGCAUGCUGGAAUAUCCCUUCAUUACUAUGCGUCAAUUUCCAGUUGGAUUCAUUCAACAUAUAGGAGGGGUAGUAUCAGCCCGUUCAGUCAAACUUCUUGUUCAGAUAAAUAAUCCAGAUGAACCUGAAACAAGAGAUGCCUGGUGGACAGAACUGAGGAAAGAAAUUCGUUCUCAUAUUCGAGCUCUGGGGUGCAAUGUUGUUCUUGGAUACAUGGAAACAACAAAUAUUAGUGAUGAUAUCUGUGUACUAUCAGCAUCUGGAACUGCUGCUGUUUUAAGUACAACUGAUCAUGAAGCUGCACAUUUGAGCACACCUCCAGUCCUUUCAACCAGUCUUCAACCUCGUCCUAGUGUGGUUACAACAAAUGUAGCAUCUGAGCAUGAAAAACUUAAAGAAGUCCCCAAAGAGAAAGAAAAACCAUUGAGAAUUGAUGUCAACUUAGCUAAUCAAAUGAAACAUACUCAUUCCCAUGAAUGUGUAGAUGAUUCAAACAAGCAGCUGGGGUGUAAAAUCUGUCACAUUCCCUAUUCUGAAUCCAGCAUACCAUUUCCUACAAAUUUAGUUCGAUGCAAUGUGUGUAGAAAGGGUAAGGUGCCUGAUAUCUUAUUUAUGACUAUUGAACCACCUUCAAAUGUGCUAGUAAAUGGCAAAAGUUGCUUGUUACAAGCAAGAGUUUGUAAAAGUAAAAGAGACUGCAAAGGUGAACAAAAUGCCAAAGAAAUAAGUGAUAGUUUACCUUUCCUGGAAUAUGAAUUGCAUCGUCAACUACUCAAUAAGUUAAAAGUUAAAUGUAUGAAUGCUAUCUUUGGUCUCAAAGUUCAGGUUUCUGUUGGUGACAAAUUAAUCAUUGGAAUAGCAACUGGAACUGGUGCAUAUUUGUCAGCAUUGCCACCUCCAAGUAUUCCAAAACUAGCAUGUGGAAAGGUAGCAGAUGAUAAGAGAAUGUCAGAAGUUCAGAAGCAGAUCCAAGAUGAAAUGGCUAGAAAUAAAGAAUAUUUUGGAAUAAGAUUGCCAUCAAUGGAUAAUCCCUCUGAAUCGUCUAUGACUAGCAGAAACGAAGAUGGAAAUAGCAGUGGAGAUGAAGAUUUACCCGAUCUUGACCUUUCUGCUGGCAAUAAAGAUGCUUGUAUUUUAGAGGUAGACGAUGCAGAUGAUGUUGAUAUAAUUGCCCAAUUAAUAGAUCCUAAAGUUCCUCCCGGCUUUGAUUUAUGCAAUACUGAAACAUUGCCUGGAUUGGAUAAUUUUGCUUGUAAUUUACAAAUGUUUACACGUAUCUACCGCACCAAAUUUUCUAGUCCUCCCAAUGGAACCCAAGUAUCAAAGACUUUUGAGGCUGUUAUAAAAAGCUUAUUUGUCAAAUUAAGAAGAUUGGUACCAUGUUGUUUGACAAAUCUAAGUUUUCAAGUGGACCUUGUUGAACAAGAUGAAUUACAGGUUACAGUUCUUGGAAUAGCUGUUGGGCUCGGGGAAUCUAAUUUGCCAUCAUCCUCUAAUAUUUCAGGAUGCAAACAAAAGAAAAAUAGCACUGAUUCCGAGUUAAUGUUUCAUAUGGAUGAUGAUAAGACUUCUGAAUUAUCAUGCUCAUCAGGUCGAACUAGAAGAUUGUCUCUUCAGUCUAAUGAUAGAAGUUACUGUUACCAUUUGUCUUUAGGUGAACACAAUGGAGUUGACAUAACUCCACUCAGCUACAUUCCUGGAAAGAAAAUUGAGCAGUACCUUGGGGAUUUAGAUUUCUUUUUUAUACGAGAGAGUAGCAGUAUUAGAGAAAGUGGUGGUUUAAAUGGAUUUAUACAAAGCUUUGUCGCUGAAACACUGGCUAUAGUGAGGGCUCAUGUUUCUGCUCUUGGAGGUAAUGCCAUGGUUGGUUUUCAUAUGACCCAAUGUAUUUUACUGCACAACCCACACAAAAAUCAGGGCCAGUGCUUAGUAAAUGUUGCUGGUGAUGCUGUUUUUGUUCAAGUGCCUCCAGCAGCACAGUCUGUUGAUACAGAAGAAGGAAAAGUUGCACAUUUUGAAGUACAAGAUUCAUAUGGACCAUGAAAUAAUCUUUGUGUUCAUCUCUAUGAAACAAAUAAUACACACAUUUUCUCCCUUCUAAUCAUUAUUUAUAUGUACAAUUUUCUCCAAAAAUGGAACUAUGGAAACAGUUUAAAGGCCUUGCUAGAUAUAUUAAGCUUACAGAAAAAGAUUAAAAUAUGUAAAUAAUGUAUAUAUGUUAGGUUUAGAAUAAUUCAAAUUGUGAUAUUAGUAUUUUUAUUCAAUUUUUUUAAAUGAAUAAUUUUACUUAUCAAAUGCAAGUCUUUAAAGCAUUUUAUGAAAACAUGUGUAUCAUUUUUAAUUACAACUACUUCAUUCAGAAUAUAAAUUAAAGAUUAUUUUAAAAAAUACGUCAAUGUUUUUUUAUGAUUUUGUUAGCAAGAUACUUUAAAAAAUAAGAUAUUUACUAACCCAAACAUUAGAUCAAUAACCUGUUUAUGAUUAUUUAUAUUAACUUUUAGAAGUUUUUAAUUGAUUAGAACAAACGUAUGUCAAUCUUAUCAGAGAUUAAAGAAUUCUAGGAAUCGAAAUCUCCAUAAAUGUAUGUAAAAUACUUUUAAAAAAUAUGCAGCUAUGUUUGUGUGCCUGAUCAUUAAAUCAAUGAACACAUAAAUGUUUAUAAUCAAAUCUAAAUGUGUUGUGAAAGAAAUUUUUACUAGUAUUAUUUUGUUUGCAUUUAUUUCAUUUUUAAAACUAUUUAUUAUGAGCUUAAAUGCUAAAUCUUUUUUUUUUUAUAUCAACUAUAGCUAUUUCAUUAAAGUAAAUUCUUUAUUUUCUAUCCAGAAAGAUAUCAGGGCAUUUCUUUUCACUCUUAUAUUAAUUUUAAUAAUAAUAAAAUUAGAUUUUACACAUACUGAUAUCAACUCAGAUUUCAUAAAAUUGUAUAUAAUGUAUAUUUUUUAGUACAUUUUGUCUUAAUAGAGCAAUUUCUUCCACUACUUAUCAAGGUUAUUUUAUUAUACAAGAAAUAGAGAGAGCGAAAGGUAAUAUUUCUCUCUAUAUUAAUGAAGAAAAUGACAUAUGUUAAAUAACAUUUAGUUUAUGAGUAUGAAACAUGGAUGCUUGUUAAUGUUCUGGAUCAUAUUCUUGACAGUUUAUGUCAAGAAUAUGAAACUAAUUAAGUAUAUACAUUUUAACUGUAAAUAGAUGGUAUAAAAUAUAUUCAUAUAGUAAAUUCAAUCAAUGAUGAUAUUUUUAAAACUAUUCAUAUAUAGAAUAAAGUUUCUAAACUUAUACUGAAUAAAAAGCCUUUAAAUCUAGUCAUUAUUUUUAAAUAGUAUUAGUAUCACGACUUUCCACCGUAUUUACUAUUUU